Messenger RNA from Cottoperca gobio, 924 nucleotides. RefSeq names its product gem (nuclear organelle) associated protein 6 (gene gemin6). Lineage: Eukaryota; Metazoa; Chordata; Actinopteri; Perciformes; Bovichtidae. The coding region runs from base 37 to 579 and encodes 180 amino acids. Gene Ontology annotation, biological process: spliceosomal complex assembly; spliceosomal snRNP assembly. The transcript has a single exon. The record is from RefSeq and is a predicted model, not a curated record. Gene Ontology annotation, cellular component: nucleus; SMN complex.
AUCUGAUCUGUAAAUUGACUCGUUAGGUGGACCGCGAUGCAGUGCGACUGGCCUCUGUUAGGUCCGCUGAAGUGGAUCCGUUACGUUAACAAACAGGUGAAGGUGAAGGCGGGAAAAGAUGAGGAGCGCUGCGGCUGGCUGCUCACCGUGGACCCGGUGUCCGCCAGUCUGGUCCUGGUGAACUUCAAAGAGGAGGGGGGUGCAUCGGUGCAGGUGGUGAUGGGUCACGCUGUGGAGGAGGUGGAGGUCCUGCGGGAGGCUGAUGAUGAGACUACAGAGCGUCUCCAAACCUCCUUUCUUCCCUCGAAGACCCGCAGACUGGACCCGGAGGAGCUAAGGAAGAGGAGAGGGGGCGUCCGGGGUUGGCUGGAGAAGAACCGGAUACCGGUGGAAGAGGAGGGGGACGAGUUGAGGGUGGCUGGGGUCCUGACCAUCACGGCUCCGUACGGACCUGAAGAUUGCUGCAGCUCCAACCAGAUCAUCCUGGACCGCAUCCAGAAACUGAUCCAGAGUGUGAUCCAGUUUCAACCAGAUAAUCCAGAAACUGAUCCAGAGUCGGAUCCAGCUACAACCAGAUAAUCCAGAAACUGAUCCAGAGUUGGAUCCAGCUACAACCAGAUAAUCCAGAAACUGAUCCAGACUGUCCCUGAACACCUGCACAAAAACCAGUCGGGGAGGUUAAAUUUCAACAAUCAGAUUCCUGCUCUGUCUUCCGACCAAUCUGAGCAGCGGCUGUGUUUGAUAGCUGGUCUGGAACCAGUUUGAGUUCAGAUUAUUUUUUUGUUCAGAUUAAAUUGUAUUGUUUUAGUUCAGAUUAAGUAUUUAUUUAUUUUGUUCACAUUAAAUUUUGUUGUCUCAUUUUGUUCAAUAUGUCAUCAGUGAAAAUGAGAAAUUUCAAAAUAAAAGUCUUUGUUUUGUAUGCUA